Carlito syrichta (Philippine tarsier) is the source of this 3100-nucleotide messenger RNA. It is a transcript of the gene PAPPA, whose product is annotated as pappalysin 1. The coding region runs from base 365 to 2647 and encodes 760 amino acids. Lineage: Eukaryota; Metazoa; Chordata; Mammalia; Primates; Tarsiidae. The record is from RefSeq and is a predicted model, not a curated record. The transcript is spliced from 16 exons.
UCCAGAUGUUGAACAGCCCUGUAAGUCAAGUGUCCGCACCUGGAGUCCAAAUUCAGCUGUCAACCCACACACGGUCCCUCCAGCCUGCCCUGAGCCACAAGGCUGCUACCUCGAGCUGGAAUUCCGCUAUCCCUUGGUCCCUGAGUCUCUGACCAUCUGGGUGACUUUUGUUUCCACUGACUGGGACUCUAGUGGAGCUGUCAAUGAUAUCAAACUUUUGACUGUCAGCGGGAAGAACAUCUCCCUGGGUCCUCAGAAUGUCUUCUGUGACAUCCCACUGACCAUCAGACUCCGGGAUGUGGGUGAAGAGGUGUAUGGCAUCCAGAUUUACACACUGGACGAGCACCUAGAGAUUGAUGCGGCCAUGUUGACCUCCAUCGCAGACAGCCCGCUCUGCCUGGAGUGUAAGACCCUACAGUAUAAGGUGGUCCGGGACCCUCCUCUUCAGGUGGAUGUGGCUUCUACCCUACACCUCAAUCGGAGAUUCGUGGACAAGGAUCUAAAUCUUGGCAGUGUGUACCAGUAUCGGGUCAUAACAAUUUCAGGAACUGAAGAGAGUGAGCCAUCCCCUGCAGUCAUAUACAUCCAUGGAAGCGGGUACUGUGGUGAUGGCAUUAUCCAGAAAGACCAAGGAGAAGAAUGUGAUGACAUGAAUAAGAUCAAUGGUGACGGCUGCUCCCUUUUCUGCCUACAAGAAGUUUCCUUCAAUUGUAUCGAUGAGCCCAGCCGGUGCUAUUUCCAUGAUGGUGAUGGAGUAUGUGAGGAGUUUGAACAAAAAACUAGCAUUAAGGACUGUGGUGUCUACACGCCCCAGGGUUUUCUGGAUCAGUGGGCAUCCAAUGCUUCAGUAUCUCAUCAAGACCAGCAGUGCCCAGGCUGGGUCAUCAUUGGACAGCCAGCAGCAUCCCAGGUGUGUCGAACCAAGGUGAUAGAUCUCAGUGAAGGUAUUUCCCAGCACGCAUGGUACCCUUGCACCAUCGGCUACCCAUACUCCCAACUGGCUCAGACCACUUUCUGGCUCCGGGCAUAUUUUUCUCAGCCAAUGGUUGCCGCAGCUGUCAUUGUCCACCUGGUGACCGAUGGGACAUAUUAUGGGGACCAAAAGCAGGAGACCAUCAGUGUGCAGCUGCUUGAUACCAAAGAUCAGAGUCACGAUCUAGGCCUCCAUGUCCUGAGCUGCAGGAACAAUCCCCUGAUUAUCCCUGUGGUCCAUGACCUCAGUCAGCCCUUCUACCACAGCCAGGCAGUCCGUGUGAGCUUCAGUUCGUCCCUGGUCGCCAUCUCGGGGGUGGCCCUCCGCUCCUUCGACAACUUUGACCCUGUCACCCUGAGCAGCUGCCAGAGAGGGGAGACCUACAGCCCUGCUGAGCAGAGCUGCGUGCACUUCGCAUGUGAGGCCAGUGACUGCCAGGAGCUGGCUGUGGAGAAUGCUUCUCUCAAUUGCUCCAGCAGCGACCGCUACCAUGGCGCCCAGUGUACUGUGAGCUGCCAGACGGGCUACGUACUCCAGAUACAGCGGGAUGAUGAGCUAAUCAAGAGCCAGGUGGGACCCAGUGUCACAGUGACCUGCGCAGAGGGCAAGUGGAACAAGCAGGUGGCCUGUGAGCCAGUUGACUGUGGCAUCCCGGACCACCAUCAUGUCUAUGCCGCCUCCUUCUCCUGCCUCGAGGGCACCACCUUUGGCAGCAAGUGUUCCUUCCAAUGCCGUCAUCCUGCACAGUUGAAAGGCAACAACAGCCUCCUGACCUGCAUGGAGGAUGGGCUGUGGUCCUUCCCGGAAGCCUUGUGUGAGCUCAUGUGCCUCGCUCCACCCCCUGUGCCCAACGCAGACCUCCAGACCUCCAGGUGCCGAGAGAACAAGCACAAGGUGGGCUCUUUCUGCAAGUACAAGUGCAAACCUGGAUACCACGUGCCUGGAUCCUCUCGGAAGUCCAAGAAACGGGCCUUCAAGACUCAAUGUACCCAGGAUGGUAGCUGGCAGGAGGGAGCUUGUGUUCCUGUGACCUGUGACCCACCUCCACCAAAAUUCCAUGGACUUUACCAGUGCACAAAUGGCUUCCAGUUCAACAGUGAGUGUAGGAUCAAGUGUGAAGACAGCGACACCUCCCAGGGACGUGGAAGCAACAUCAUCCACUGCCGGAAAGAUGGUACCUGGAGUGGCUCCUUCCAUGUCUGCCAGGAGAUGCAAGGCCAGUGCUCGGCCCCGAACCAACUCAACAGCAAUCUCAAACUGCAAUGCCCCGACGGCUAUGCCAUAGGGUCAGAGUGUGCCACCUCGUGCCUGGACCACAACAGCGAGUCCAUCAUCCUACCAAUGAACGUGACCGUGCGCGACAUACCCCACUGGCUGAAUCCCACACGGGUGGAGAGAGUUGUCUGCACUGCUGGUCUCAAGUGGUAUCCUCACCCGGCUCUGAUUCACUGUGUCAAAGGCUGUGAGCCCUUCAUGGGAGACAAUUACUGUGAUGCCAUCAACAACCGAGCAUUCUGCAACUACGAUGGUGGGGAUUGCUGCACCUCCACAGUGAAGACCAAAAAGGUUACUCCAUUCCCUAUGUCCUGUGACCUACAAGGUGACUGUGCUUGUCGGGACCCCCAGGCCCAAGAACACAGCCGGAAAGACCUCCGGGGUUACAGCCAUGGCUAAGAAGGGAGAAGGAGUUGUGAAAGAAUUCCUAACACCAGGACCCGCAUCCCUUUGGUAUUGAUUUCACAGUCAGCUGCUCAACGGAAUGGCCUCUCCACACCAGGGAUCCUUAGCACCCAACCGGUCUGCCUUUAAUUUUAUCCAGGAAGGAAUCACAGUGGGGUGAAUGAACCAAGUCUUGCCAUGUUGAAUGAUGAAAUGGAAUCCCAUUCCAAAGUUUGAGAUGGAUUGCAUAUACAGUGUGCAGUCCUGGAGCCUCCUAAAAUUCUAACCAUUUGUCACACUACCACAGCAAAAAAACAAAAACAAAAAAAACCAUGUUCUGUAUCUAGAGUGUGCACAUCUGUGGUUAGUACACAUGCAUGCAUACAUACCCAUACAAACAUCAGUAUGAGGGCAGGUCUGGAGACUGAGCAGAGAGAGACUAUAACAAACUCAAUCUUUCUUUCCCAA